Messenger RNA from Diabrotica balteata, 1049 nucleotides. NCBI's taxonomy places the organism in Eukaryota, Metazoa, Arthropoda, Insecta, Coleoptera, Chrysomelidae. The record is from the annotation of a GenBank genome assembly.
UGCGUUGUUCUUUGCACAACUAUUAAUUUAAACCGUUUAUCUACAUAUUAAGUUUCCAUUUACUUAAAUACUUGUUUUCAAAUGUAUUUAUACUUUGACCUGUCUAUUUUAUUGUCUAAUUAGCUAAUGACGUGUACCUAUUAUAUUAUAGUAAAAACUGCAACACGACAUUCUAUAGGAAUCCGAAUUAAAAGUAUUCAAUAAAUACUCUACACGUACGAUCUAGAAUUUUGGCAUUGAUUUAUGUCCAAAAAGUGUCUUCCGGCGAUCCUAACCUUAAAUUCUAGUUAUUUUGUGAAAUUUUGUGAAUGUAUGAACGUUGCUUUCAUUGUUGCAUUGCAGUUCUGAUAUGAAUAUACCCUACGGAAAACUGUUAGUGUAUUUUUUAACUUUUCUGGGAUAUAUUUAUUCGGGAUAUGGUUCGGGGUUUCUUUCUAAUCUAAGGGAAGCCGUUCUAACAGCCGAGACUGUAUUUGGUGAAGUUUUCAAGAAUGUUGUUGAUGUUGCCAAGAAAUUUCGAACAAUGCACGAUGUUUUCGACGCUGCCGUCGAAGAGGAAUGCAUUUUUAAAUGUCCUAAUAAUGAACAACCCAAACCGAACAGACAUCACACUCCUUCGGCAAAUGGUUGCGGAAGUUUGGGUCUAUCCAUAUCCUCUGAGUACUUACCGCUUGGAGAAAUGAAAAAGUGCUGCGAUGAACACGAUAUCUGCUACGAUACCUGCAGAAACGAUAAAGAAGUUUGUGAUAUAAAUUUCAAAAGAUGUCUCUAUAAAUACUGUGAGUCAUACGAUAAGUCUAUAGCGGGAAAUACUGUAGUAAAAACAUGUAAAGGAGCAGCUAAAAUGUUGUUUACUAGUACUUUAACGCUUGGUUGCAAGUCGUAUCUAGACUCACAGUCAGCAGCGUGUUACUGUUCGUCGUCGGGACGGAAAGAUAAGAAAAGUAAAUACAGUAACGGAGGAAGUAAAACGGAGCUUUAGAUAAUAUUGUUUUGUUAGGUUUAUUUAUUUAUUUUACGUUAAUAAUAAAAUGGUUUUGUUUUUUGUA